This is a messenger RNA of Dinoponera quadriceps, 2595 nucleotides long. RefSeq lists its product as uncharacterized. Gene Ontology annotation, biological process: regulation of apoptotic process; intrinsic apoptotic signaling pathway in response to DNA damage; extrinsic apoptotic signaling pathway in absence of ligand. Gene Ontology annotation, cellular component: mitochondrial outer membrane. The transcript has 3 exons. Gene Ontology annotation, molecular function: protein heterodimerization activity; protein homodimerization activity. Lineage: Eukaryota; Metazoa; Arthropoda; Insecta; Hymenoptera; Formicidae. The coding region runs from base 409 to 1233 and encodes 274 amino acids. The record is from RefSeq and is a predicted model, not a curated record.
GGUGAGUCGACUGGUUGGCGGCAUCGGCAGGCCAGGGAGCGGUACGGGAGAGUUAGGUGCGACGCGCGGAGCGAGAGAGGAGGGAACAGCGCGGUUUCGGCUUCUCGACAUCGGCUUCGGAAAUGGCCGCGGGAAAGUAGAGAGCGGAGUGUUUCGUCGGCAGGCUGUUCGUCGGUCGGUUCAAGUUUUUCGAGGGCCGCGCGCUCGUUUAUCCGGCUCGUCGAUCGAUUCACGACGAUUCCGGAGACUAGCGCGAAAUGUGAGAGAGAGAGAAAGAGAGAGAAAGAGAGAGAGAGAGAGAGCGACGCGUGUGUGUCACGACGCAACGGCGGAGACGAUAAGGACCGUACGACGACCUGGAUAGAAGACUCGGAAGGAGACAUCUCCCUCGCGUGUUCCGACUCCAGGAUGGCCGGCGACGACGGAACCGUGAUGAACAAUGGGAUCGUUGGCGCGGAGGGCGGAGAGGGGCACGGUGCCUCGGCGCGGGGGGAACUGCAUUCCAGAGUGGGCGGCAUUCUGGAAUGCGAUCCCCCCGGUAACAGGAAUUCGUCGUCGAACGAGCGAGCCGCCGACGACGACGAAGACGGUGUCUGCCGAUAUGCGGUCGGUACUACUAACCGCGCUAUGUCUUUCUUCGAAAUUUGCCAGAUUCGGCUGCAAUAUCUCUUCCCGCAAUUGGCCCCACCCCUACGAUACGAUAUCCACGAGGAUUCCAUCGAGUCGACCGCGGAGAGCCUGGCUAACGAUGUGAUGCGGUACUUGUUGAAGGAGGAUAUCUAUCUUAUAUCUCGGGACCCGAUAUCGCGCAGUAUGAGGCACAACGUUUAUCAGAUGCUCAACAAGCACAGCAUCCUCUUUGCAAGUAUGGUGAACCGUUUGAACGUUGUACCGGACACCGCAUACGAGGCAUUUAUGGGAGUCGCCAACGAACUCUUCCUGCAUGGCGUCAUCACAUGGGCCAAGAUUGUUUGUCUGUACGCUUUCAUGGGCAGAUUAGCCUUAUGGGCCCGAGAUAAGAGAAUGCACACUCUUAAGAAGAAGCUACCACUGUACGUUUCGAGAUACGUCGGCGAGAACAUGGCGCAUUUCAUCAAAGGCUACGGUGGGUGGGAGCAGUUGUGCAUAGAGUAUCCAGUGGCGGAUGAGGUCAGUGGGGCGAUUUGGAGAAGUCUGUUGAUGACUGGAGCCACCCUCGGUUUAAUCGCCACGAUCUUGUCGGUAACUUCCUGAUGGGAUCUCGCGAGAUCGUGCGGCCUGAGUGCGUCUCGUCCAAGAAAUCUUCGCGUACUUACGUUCUACGGGAACACGCUCGAGAGGAAUAUGAGGAGAUUCGUAUAACGUACUAUUACAACAUUUCAACGUGGACAUCGGAACGAUCCAAAUGGUGUACUCGCCACUGUCUAUCGGGCAAUAUACGAGAUUAACAAAAGAUACUUCAACGCGUUGACACACAUAAUUUUCAUAUCAAUGUCACUCGGCUUAGAAUCGUCCCACAUUUUAUAUAACUCCAGCCAAUACAUACAUAGUAUGAGCGACAGACAAUGACGCUAGUUUCCUAUUACAAUACCUUAUAAAAAAAGAAAAAAAAAAGAACUAGUGAAAUUAGUAGGCAGAAUAUCUUAUUUAAUUUUACAUAAUAGAUAUUUUAUAUUGAAGUAAUUUUUAACAAUAAUACUCAAAAUUGUCGCUUUAGAGCUCUAUAUGAAACGGAGAAUCUCGAAAUUCUAUUGAAUUUAGGUAGACGUAAUCUAUUUAUUUAUAAUUUAUAUGUAUAUUAUAUGUAUGUUAGAUAGGAGAUAUAUUACAUUAAAUAAUAAAUUUUCUUUCAAACACGUUUGGGGUCAGAACUGAUCGCACAGAUUCUUAAACUUUAAGAGAUAUAUGUAAUACCGAUAACGAAUGAUUAUGAAAUGUACCGUGAUAGGCUACUUUCUUAUACGUUGGUAUAUCCCAACUGCACUUGCAAAAAUUUUUAUACACAUAUUCAGAAUAAAUACUUUUGCAAAAUAACGAACUAUUCGUAUAAUCAUUAUCGAAACGAGGAAAAAUGAGAUUGUAAGAAGAUAAUCUGCUGAAUAGUAGAGUUUAUCGAUCUAAAUUUAGUAAUUUUUUCACAUGCAAAACACUAUCAAAUACUACUAUCAAUGGAAAUUCACAGGGUAGAGCGUAUGUUACUAUUGUGAAAAUUUGAGCAUAAUUUUAUGAGAAACGUUCACACUUACUGCAAAUAAACGUUCGUAAAGUAAUACGGAGGCUUGUAUUGAUACAUAAUGUAAGUUUGUUUCCUGGAAAGACUUGGAGAAAUACGACCUUGAGUCAAUAUAGAGGAGCAUUUUUAAUAUGUCAUUAUAAAUUAUAAGCGAUAAAUCUUAAGAUACUGUUGCAUUACGUCAGAGAGGAUCAGUCUUAACCACUACGAAAUACUGUAAACGACGUACUUCUAAUGUAUAUACGUUCGCAAAAUAAUCAAAAAUAAUAACUUCACAUAAGAUAAAUAUUAUUCCCCCACUGCAAUAAACAUAAUCCUCUUAACCAUAUCUAUGUAAUCUAAAGUAUCAAUUAACUAAGAAUAAAAAGAACAUUGAUAUUCGA